Messenger RNA from Suillus discolor, 3043 nucleotides. Its product is annotated as glycosyltransferase family 39 protein. The record is from RefSeq and is a predicted model, not a curated record. Gene Ontology annotation, cellular component: membrane; endoplasmic reticulum. Gene Ontology annotation, molecular function: dolichyl-phosphate-mannose-protein mannosyltransferase activity. NCBI's taxonomy places the organism in Eukaryota, Fungi, Basidiomycota, Agaricomycetes, Boletales, Suillaceae. The transcript is spliced from 10 exons. Bases 75 to 2879 code for a protein of 934 amino acids. Gene Ontology annotation, biological process: protein O-linked glycosylation via mannose.
CUCGCUACCAAAGCUAUUAUUCACUGUCUAGUACUCCCUUUACAUUAUCUCUGUUUGUGUUUGUUCUUUAUGCCAUGGCCGCAAAUGUCAGAGUGCGGCGUCCAGCUACUCCACCACCCGGUCUUCCACAUGUGGCUCCUUCGUCUCAUAAAUAUCCGCCAAUACGACAAGACCACUUGAGCGCAGAUGAACGACGUGAAGCAGCUUCCAAGGGGUAUGGACCUGGGCGAAGAAGUCAUUCACCAGGUGGUCUCACCAUCACAUCUGGGGAAUGGAAACUGCUGGCAGUUGUCCUUCUGAUUGCAAUUGGCGUUAGGAUGUUCCGAAUAUCGAAACCGGAUAGUGUGGUUUUCGACGAGGUGCACUUUGGUAAAUUUGCAGCGCGCUAUAUCAAAACGCGCUAUUUCGUCGAUGUGCACCCUCCACUUGCAAAGUUGUUGAUCACUGCGGCGGCCUUCAUAUCUGGUUUCAACGGGGAUUUUGACUUCAAGGAGAUUGGGAAGGUAUUUGAAAAUGCACCAUACGUGGCCAUGCGAAUGGUACCCGCUACGUUCGGAGUCGCAACUAUCCCAAUCGCAUAUCUCACUUUACGAGCUCUUGAUUGUCGCGCAACCACUGCACUACUAGCAUCAAUAUUUCUGACAUUCGAGAACGGAUUGGUCACACAAUCUCGCCAUAUCCUACUAGAUUCUCCCCUCGUAUUUUUCACGGCCCUCACCGUCUUCUUUUUUGUCGGGUUUUCGAAUGAAGACAAGAAAGAGCCAUUUACCAACCAGUGGUGGACAUGGCUUGCUUUGACUGGGUUGUCCCUGGGCGCUGUCGUAUCCUGCAAAUGGGUCGGUCUUUUCACAAUUGCAACCGUUGGUGUGUGCACGGUGUUGCAACUGUGGCUUCUCUUGGGCGAUCUUCGUGUCAGUCCAAGGAUGUGGACGAGGCAUUUCUUCGCGCGGGCUGUUUGUCUCAUCUUGAUACCCAUCCUUUUCUACAUGACCAUGUUCCAGCUGCAUUUCCUUAUUCUUGGAAGCUCAGGAGAGGGUGACGCGUUUAUGAGCUCAGAAUUUAGGCAGACACUGGGGCGGGGGAUGGAGGACACGUAUGCAGAUGUUGCCCUUGGUUCAGAUAUCACAAUCCGACAUCUGAACACACAAGGCGGUUAUCUGCACUCCCAUGCUCACAACUACCCUGGAGGAAGUGGACAGCAACAAAUCACACUCUACCCGCAUAGGGAUGAUAAUAAUCUCUGGCGAGUACUCAACGCAACAGUCGAUAAUUAUGAACAGUACGACUACGAACACAAACCUAUUGUGUAUAUUGACCACGGCUCCCACAUCAAGCUAAGGCAUCUCGUGACCGACAGGGGGCUUCAUUCGCACGAAGUCCGCCCGCCUAUCUCAGAUGUCGACUUCCAGAACGAGGUUUCAGCGUACGGCAUGCCUGGCUUUAUCGGCGACAUCAACGAUGACUGGGUUGUUGAGAUUGAAAAGGGCGACAGUAGUGAUAAGGAGUCGGGCAAGCGCUUGAGGACGUUAAGAACGCAUUUCAAGCUCAGGCACUUGAAUACAGGCUGCUACCUCUUCUCGCACAAUGUAAAACUCCCUGAAUGGGGCUUCGAUCAGCAGGAGGUCACAUGCAACAAGAACGCUGUCAAGGACAACUCGCUAUGGUACGUCGAGACUGCUACAAAGCAUCCACAAUUAUCGGCUGACGCUCCAAAGGUCAAUUACAAGAUUCCCGGAUUCUUGUCCAAAUUCUGGGAGCUGCAGCAGGUCAUGUGGACAACGAAUGCUGGAUUGACCGACCGUCACGUGUAUGACUCUAGACCUUUGACCUGGCCUAGUCUUCGCCGUGGUAUUAAUUUCUGGGUCAAGGAUCAUCGCCAGAUCUACCUAAUCGGUAAUCCAUUUGUUUGGUGGUUGAGCACAGCUUCAGUCAUCACAUACAUGAUCGUCAGAGGCUUCCUCCUACUUCGCGCGAAGAGAGGAUACCGUGAUUUUGACAACACCAAGGUUGUCAAGUAUGAUUCCCUCUGCGGUUUUCUCUUUGUCGGGUACUGCAUGCAUUACUUCCCCUUCUUCCUCAUGGGCCGUCAACUCUUCCUUCACCACUACUUUCCUGCACUGUACUUUGCAAUUUUGCUUAAUUGCGCUGUUUUCGACCUCGCCACAUCGACUCUACGACCAAAGAUUCGUUUACAGGUUGCUGCCGUCCUCAUGAUUAUAGCGGUCAUUACGUACUCAAAGUUUAGUUCCUUGGCGUAUGGCAAUCCCUGGACAAAACAGAAGUGCUCCAACGCACAGUGGGUGAAGACGUGGGACUUUGCCUGUAAUGAGUUUUUCGAAGAUUACUCUCAGUAUUCAGGUGUCACUGUUCCUACUUUGAACCGGUCCACACCGAUGGCAACCAUUGGCGGAGAGCCCGGCGGGCGCGCGGCUAUUGUGGUCGAGGACAAGCUCGGGCAAGAUGGGGUUGUGCCGCCUGAAAACGAGCAGAACACCGCCGUCCCUAUUGGUGUGCCGGAGCCCGGGCGGGAUGUAUUUGCGAAGGACGAACAGAAGGAAAUCAAGAGCCAGAUGAGGGUAUCACAAGAUGUGCCGGUUAACAAUGUGGAUAAGAAGGAGAUUAGCGCGGUGACAUUUGAACCGACCAGUGCAGCACCCGAAGAGAAAAAAGAGGAGGUCAAAUUGCAAGCGGGCGGCAUGAGUGCUACCGGUGAGUCAGAGGGUCAGGCGCGUCCUGAAGUCACCGGCAUCCUGGAAAAAGAAAUCGAGGUGGGGCUGGGUGAAGAUCAUCGGAAAUCUCACGGGCCUCUUGACCAUGAGGAGGCUAUCGCAGAUCAGGUGGCGCAUGAGUUGUAUCCUGAGGCCAGGGACGUUGAGUAAAUUAUUUAAUUUGUUGCUAUAGAUGUGUUCAGUACUUGGUGUUUCCUGAGUACUGAUCAUAUACGAACUGGUACUAGCACAUGGUAUUAUGCCUAUUCCCCAUUCAUUGAUGGUACUGGAUAUAUAUUACAACACGCUACCUCUGCAAGGGAGCCCUAUAUAAA